Molecule: messenger RNA, 1155 nt
Organism: Schistocerca piceifrons (Central American locust)
Lineage: Eukaryota; Metazoa; Arthropoda; Insecta; Orthoptera; Acrididae
Product: glycine-rich cell wall structural protein 1.0-like
Exons: 1
Coding region: 1-1155 (384 amino acids)
Source: RefSeq, a predicted model, not a curated record
AUGAGGACUGUGGAGGGUGGGGAGAAAUGUCUAGCAGGCAAGGCGGGUGGAGGAACCUGGUGGGACUCUACAGCAGGUGGGUCGGGGCAAGCAGCCCAGCAGGCUUCUGCAGGAGGCGGGGUAGGCAGCCCAGUGGGGCUGCGCUUGUGCAAAGGAUGGGUGGGCAGCAAGGCAGGAACUGGAAAGGGCGGGUGGGCAGCAAGGCAGGAACUGGAAAGGGCGGGUGGGCAGCAAGGGCGGGUGGGCAGCAAGGGCGGGUGGGCAGCAAGGGCGGGUGGGCAGCAAGGGCGGGUGGGCAGCAAGGGCGGGUGGGCAGCAAGGGCGGGUGGGCAGCAAGGGCGGGUGGGCAGCAAGGGCGGGUGGGCAGCAAGGGCGGGUGGGCAGCAAGGGCGGGUGGGCAGCAAGGGCGGGUGGGCAGCAAGGGCGGGUGGGCAGCAAGGGCGGGUGGGCAGCAAGGGCGGGUGGGCAGCAAGGGCGGGUGGGCAGCAAGGGCGGGUGGGCAGCAAGGGCGGGUGGGCAGCAAGGGCGGGUGGGCAGCAAGGGCGGGUGGGCAGCAAGGGCGGGUGGGCAGCAAGGGCGGGUGGGCAGCAAGGGCGGGUGGGCAGCAAGGGCGGGUGGGCAGCAAGGGCGGGUGGGCAGCAAGGGCGGGUGGGCAGCAAGGGAGGAACUGGAAAGGGCUCGUGGGCAGCAAGGGAGGAACUGGAAAGGGCGCGUGGGCAGCAAGGGAGGAACUGGAAAGGGCGCGUGGGCAGCAAGGGAGGAACUGGAAAGGGCGCGUGGGCAGCAAGGCUGGAACUGGAAAGGACGGGUGGGCAGCAAGGCUGGAACUGGAAAGGACGGGUGGGCAGCAAGGCUGGAACUGGAAAGGACGGGUGGGCAGCAAGGCUGGAACUGGAAAGGACGGGUGGGCAGCAAGGCUGGAACUGGAAAGGACAGGUGGGCAGCAAGGCUGGAACUGGAAAGGACAGGUGGGCAGCAAGGCUGGAACUGGAAAGGACAGGUGGGCAGCAAGGCUGGAACUGGAAAGGAUGGGUGGGCAACAAGGCUGGAACUGGAAAGGACGGGCACGCAACCAUGUAUGAACUGGAAAGGGGACUUGCAAACAGCUGUGCAGAAACUUGUAAUGGGUUGUGUAAACAGGUAGGCACGAACUAA